Messenger RNA from Aphis gossypii (cotton aphid), 2119 nucleotides. Its product is annotated as poly(rC)-binding protein 3-like. The transcript has 9 exons. The coding region runs from base 155 to 1402 and encodes 415 amino acids. Gene Ontology annotation, biological process: regulation of RNA metabolic process; regulation of gene expression. Gene Ontology annotation, cellular component: nucleus; cytoplasm. The record is from RefSeq and is a predicted model, not a curated record. Gene Ontology annotation, molecular function: mRNA binding. Lineage: Eukaryota; Metazoa; Arthropoda; Insecta; Hemiptera; Aphididae.
CAUUUUUAGAAAUUAAUUUUUAAAACAAAAUAGUUUAGGAAAUGUGAGCAAAAAAUUUGCCCUAUAUAAAAUUAUAUAAUCCUCUCCAAAAAGGACAUCUUUGUUUUCCUCAGUAUUAUUUAUUUUUAGUUAACUAAGUUAUAAUUUUUUAAGAAUGGCUGCUCAUGAAGGGAUAGAUUAUGAUCCAGCAGAUGGACAUUAUUCUGAUGUUGUAUUAACCAUUAGAAUACUUAUGGGAAAGGAAAUCCUUCCACUUAUUGGGGAAUAUGGAGAAGUUGUCAGAGACCUUAGAAACCAAUCUGAAGCUACAAUUACUAUCACUGAUAGCUCGACUCCAGAGCGUAUUGUGACUGUCACUGGCAACAUUAAUAUAAUACAAAAAGCAUUUGCAUUAAUUACAAAAAUUUUAGAACAGAAUUCUCCUACACACCUUCAAAAUAGUCGAAAACAAUCAAGUAAUAAUUCUACUACAAUAAAACUUAUUGUACCUGCUUCUCAAUGUGGAUCAUUAAUUGGAAAAGGAGGUGUAAAAAUCAGGGAAAUACGAGAAGCUAGUGGAGCUAUGGUAAAUGUAGCUUCAGACCUAUUACCAAAUUCUACUGAAAGAACGGUGAGUAUUAGUGGUACUGCAGAAGCUAUCACCGAGGCAAUUCAUCAGAUAUGUAUUGUAAUGUUAGAGACACCAGGAAGAGGACCUACAGUUGCUUAUAGACCUUUUGUAACACAACCUGGGCCUGUAGUACUUUGUGGAGGCCAAGCCUAUACUCUUCAAGGAUCACUAGCAAUUCCAGCAGUUGGUGAUCAAACAGCCUCAAAUACAGCAUUAAAUACAAUUGCAAGUAUUGCCCCAAAUUUAAUUGCAGGUUCUGGAUUAGAUCCAUCAGUGCUCGCUGCAUUAGCAGGUAGUCAGUUACGAGGUGGUGGUGUCAGUUCUAAAACUUCACAACAGCACGUUACCCAUGAGAUGGCUAUACCUAAUGAUAUAAUUGGAUGUAUCAUAGGUAAAGGAGGAACGAAAAUUGCCGAAAUUAGAAGAAUAAGUGGAGCCAUGAUAAGAAUAUCAAAUACUGAAGAACACGAAGCAUCUGGAAAAAUGGAAAGAGCUAUAACAAUUAGUGGACAAGCUGAUGCUGUUAAUGUGGCUAAAACAUUGAUUAAUUUAAGUGUUGAUCAGUAUAAUAAAUCAUCUGGAGAAUCAGUGGAUUAUGAUGAAGAAUUUGCAUCUAAUUUUGUAGCAGAUGCAAAAACAACGACUGAGACCUUGGCAACAUUAUUAUCAAAUCCAAAUGGUUUAGGAGCUUUAGGAGCAUUGACUGGACUCAAAGAACUAUUAGGAAGUAUUAACAACAAAAAACAAAUGAAUAAGAAAAGAGAUAAAAAUGAUAAAUUUUCACCUUAUUAAACUAUCUGCAUAAAAUAUUAUAGUUAUAUAAUUUAGCAACAAUAUUUUUAAUUGUUUAUUUUGAUUCCACAUGUAUUAUAUUUUUUAAGAUUACUGUAAAAUUAAAUAAAAAUAAUUGAAUAUAUAGUUUCAAAAUAAAUCAUUUUGGUAACUAAUAAUUAUAAUAUUUCUUUGGAAUUUUAACAAUACUAAUAACAUUAUUGUAUAAGGUAAGAAAUGUUUUGUUUAUUUAGUUGUAUCUUUAUUACAAUUGUUGAUAAUGAAGUAUAAUUAAAAUUGUACUACCUACAUAACAUAUUAAAUAAGCAAAGACAAAUUAUAAUUCUUAUGAUACAAAUGCCUGAUAGGCUAAAGCAGUGGCUCUCAUCCUUUUUAAUUGUGCACAUGAACAAUUUUGUAAAAAAAUCUUUAUUGCUCAUUAAUAGCACACCUGUUUACAUAUACUUAUUAUUAAUUAAAUAUUAUUAUAACUAGAAUCUAGAAAUAUUAUUAAGUAUAUAAUAAUAUUAUUUUAAAUAUAUACAUUAGCAAUAUUAUUUAGUUCGUAGCCACAUGUGGGCCAUAAUGAAUAAAGGAUAAUAUCAAAAAUGUGAUAAACGUAUACCAACAAUCAUAUGUAUAAUAAUUUAUAAUAUACAUUUCAAUUAUAAUCUAUUGUACAUAAUAUGGAUUUUAGAUUCUAAGUGGAGCAAUGCCAUUAUAAAUGUAUUACAAUUA